AUGACAACUAACAUGAUAGAAAAUAAGUAUAUCGACACGUCUGUACAGAAAGGUGGAAUCCCAGGAUUCUCUGGCUGCGUGGAGCACACUAGUGCGCUCACACAACUGCUACACGAGGCAAGAAUCAACCAAAAAGACCUUACAGUAGUAUGGCUAGACCUUGCAAAUGCUUAUGGCUCCAUACCCCACCAACUUAUUCUUGAGGCACUACAGCACUACCAUGUUCCAGAACAAGCAAGAAAUUUGGUCACAAGCUUCUUCAAUAACAUCCAUUUGAGGUUCUCAUGCAGUAGAUUUACCACAGAUUGGGUUCCACUGGAGAAAGGCAUUGUCACAGGAUGCACCAUCUCUGUCAUAUUGUUUGUUAUGGGUAUGAACAUGAUCAUCCGAGCAGCAGAGAGGGAAUCAAGAGGUCCACAGACAAAUGCCGGCAUUCGUCUCCCAUCCAAUAGGGCCAAGAAAGUCAAGGUGUUUGGUAGUGAGGAAGGGGAAAGUAACAGACAGAUUCAACUGACUAUACAGAAAGAAGAGAUUCCUUCGUUAGUCAACAACCCAGUAAAGUGUUUGGGAAAGUGGUUUGAUUCUACACUCAAGGACACCAAAAGCCAAGGACGACUAAAACAGCAAGUUGAAGAAGGGCUAAAGAGAAUAGACAAGUCAGAACUCCCUGGAAAGUACAAAGCAUGGAUCUUCCAGCACGGUCUUUUAGCUAGACUUAUCUGGCCAUUGAUAAUCAAUGAAAUCCCCAUCAGUUUAGUCGAGAAGCUGGAGCAGUCAGUUAGCAAGCAUCAAAGGAGAUGGCUAGGCCUCCCUCCAUCAUUCACCAGUUUAGGUUUAUAUAGCCGGUCAUCAAAACUACAGAUGCCAUUCAACUCACUGGUCGAAGAAUACAAAGUUGCUAAGGCACGUCUGCUGCUUACACUUAGGGACUCGUCUGAUGAGAAGAUCAGUGGAGCAGGAAUUGAAAUAAGAACUGGGAGGAAAUGGUCAGUUAAGCAGGCAGUAGACCGAGCUGAAAGUAGUUUAAAGCUCCAGGAUAUUGUAGGAACAACAAACAAGGGCAGAGAAGGACUAGGUAUCAGGUUAAAACAGAGAUGGAGCGAUUCUGAUAAAGUGGAGAGAAGAUCAAUGGUGCAGACAGAACUAAGGAGAGCAGAAGAUGAAACACGGUCAUCAAGAUCAGUCAAACUUGGUUCUCAGGGAAGCUGGAUGAAGUGGAACUUGCCAGAGAGGCAGUUAACCUGGCAGGAGCUGUUGAGUUAUGAGUUUUCUCCUUAG
Molecule: messenger RNA, 1278 nt
Organism: Ruditapes philippinarum (Manila clam)
Lineage: Eukaryota; Metazoa; Mollusca; Bivalvia; Venerida; Veneridae
Exons: 2
Coding region: 1-1278 (425 amino acids)
Source: RefSeq, a predicted model, not a curated record